UGCCAGUUUACGGACAGCUGAGGAUUUCCAGACGGGGGAUCCCGGCUAAGUACGGCCUUUUAGUAUAGAAACGCCGGGUUCUGGUGUAUUUAAAUGGAGAAAACGUACGAUUAUCUCUUCAAACUGCUGCUCAUCGGAGACAGCGGAGUCGGCAAGACAUGCCUGCUGUUCAGAUUCAGCGAGGACUCCUUCAACACCACCUUCAUAUCCACGAUAGGAAUCGAUUUCAAAAUCAGAACAAUAGAACUGGAUGGAAAGAGAGUGAAACUUCAAAUUUGGGACACUGCAGGGCAGGAGAGAUUUCGCACCAUCACUACAGCUUACUACAGAGGAGCCAUGGGCAUUAUGUUGGUUUAUGAUAUCUGCAAUGAGAAAUCCUUUGAAAAUAUUAAAAACUGGAUUCGAAAUAUUGAAGAGCAUGCAUCACCUGAUGUGGAGAAAAUGAUCCUGGGUAACAAAUGUGACAUGACUGAUAGGAGACAGGUAUCCAAAGACAGAGGCGAGAAACUGGCUAUUGAUUAUGGAGUUAAGUUCUUGGAAACCAGUGCAAAGUCUAGCUUAAAUGUAGAAGAGGUUUUUUAUACAAUGGGAAGAGACAUAUUACAUAAUCUGAGCUCAAAGACAACUGACAGCAAUGCUGUAGGAUCGGGCAAACCAAUCAAGAUCACAGAGAAAAAGUCAAAGAGAAUUAAGCUAUUCAAGUGUUCCCUCCUCUAGACUGCUCAUCUCCAGUGUUCACGACUCACAGCUAGCGUGACUUUGCAGUUUUAGAGGGCUCCUACAUCCUGAAUGUCCUCGUAGCAGAAGCAGAAGUGGUCAUACUCUACUGCUGCCUGAAACUCACAGGUUCACGAGGGGCUGAGAUGCCAUAUUUGAUCUACUGACCAGAAGAGGUUCAAUGAGGAAUGAGGCCUGAUACUGUUUAUCUGCUCAUGCAAACAAACUUCGGCAGUGGUUUGUAGCUGACCCUGCAGUUUCCGCUCACAGGAGACACUGAUUCUGGCAUUUCUAAUAGCUCCAUUGGCUCACAUGAAAAUAUCUCUGACACACAGUUGUCUUAUGAAUGCACAAGAAUAAAAAAACUCAGUCUUUCAUAUAUUGUAGCAUUAUUUUAUACAUACUACCUAAUGUCAUGUUUACUAUGCUGAUGCUUUGUGACAGAGGCAUAUCAAGUCUCAAUAUUGAUUGUAUUUGUCUGUGAAUUUAUGUAUAUUAUCAGGCUUAUAUCUCCAUUUGAAUUGGCAACAUUUCUAUUUGUUCAUAUGUGCCUAGAAGGAGUUACAGUAUUGUGAUAGAAAAGACAAAAAUAUGUAUAAACACAACCUAUUGUAUUUGUUUAUUUUUUUUAUGGAACCUUUAUUUAUACAGGUUUUCUAUGUAAAAAUGUGACUGAAUGGCUUGUUUGUUUCUUGGAAACUACUUAAUACAUAUUGUUUUUGUCAGUGUUUGCAUGAAAGCUACAGGGGCACCUCUGAGCAGUUCAUUAUUAAGCACAUUUUACAGUAUUUGAAAAAAGGUUUACAGACUUUAUAUAGACUCUAUAUAGAAAAUUUAUGUUUUUGUUCUUCACAUAGUAUAUAUAUAUGUAAACACGAGUAACGUCUGUAUAAACUUUAUUUCCACCUUAAAUUGUAGGG
Molecule: messenger RNA, 1637 nt
Organism: Monopterus albus (swamp eel)
Lineage: Eukaryota; Metazoa; Chordata; Actinopteri; Synbranchiformes; Synbranchidae
Product: ras-related protein Rab-8B
Exons: 8
Coding region: 94-717 (207 amino acids)
Molecular function (GO): GTPase activity; GTP binding
Source: RefSeq, a predicted model, not a curated record